UCGUUUGCAAGUGGAUCGGGCGCAAGCAGAUGCUUCGGCACUGGCCGCGAGUGACAUGAAUGGCUUCCAGGGCAUCAACGGGCGUGUCAUCAGCCAGCAGAGGCACCGUCACAGAUCGCCGCACCCAGGGCCAGAACCGCACUACUCGAAACACCACGAAUCUGCGCACUAGUGCACAAUUCCUGGAGACGGAGUUGACCGAGGAGACCUCUGGUCAGCUAACGAGGAGUCAAGGCUUUUGGCGCUGGCUCAAGCGCCUGCGCCGUAGAGUCUACAAAGGCCUUCGGCACGAGGUGCGGAACUGCUGUGGCAAAACGGUCACGGGGAGAACUAUGUACUUUGUGGCCACAAACCACCCUGACCAAGUUCGCGAGAGCUUGUGGAGGGCUCUGCAGAAUUUGAGAGAGGAAUGGUUUUCUGCACAAGGAGGUGGAGAGUAUGUGCGCCGGGGUCGUCAGAGGCGGCGCCAGGGCGUGCAUUUGGCGGGCAAGCGCUCCGGUGCAGAAGGCCCGGGCUUCGGCAUCCAUUGCUUCAUCAUCAACAACCCUGGAUUCAUUGAAGACUUCUACACGAUCGAGGAGGAGGUCAACGCUGGUGGUUCGGCACAGGUCUUCAGGGCCGUGGAAAUUGCCACGAAGGCGCACCGGGCGAUCAAGAGGAUUGCAAAGAAGAGCGCUGGAGAGAUUGCACGCGUUGUGCAAGAGGUGGCGAUCAUGAAGACCUUGGAUCAUCCAAAUAUCAUCAAGCUCUUCGAAACCUUUGAAGAUGAUGAAUAUUUGUAUUUGGUUCUCGAAUACUGUGGCGGCGGUGAUGUUCUGGAUCGCAUCAUCUCAGAUGGCGCCAUGGAUGAGCUGUCGUCUUCGAUGGUGAUUCGAGGAAUGCUUGCGACGUUGAACUAUUUGAAUGCGAACGGCUAUGUACACCGUGACAUUAAGCCUGAGAACAUCAUGUACAAGGAGUCGAAAGACGAUCAAAUGGUUUCGCAAUUGCGCUUGGUGGAUUUUGGCUACUCUUGCAGAAGUCCAGAGGAGGGCAAAGCACUGAGAACCAAAGUGGGAAGUCCGUACUAUGUGGCUCCGGAGGUGCUGGCUGGAAGCUACGGGAAGGAGUGCGAUGUGUGGAGCCUGGGCGCGGUGUGCUUCAUGCUGGUGGCGGGCAUCCCACCCUUCUUUGGGGAAACCGAUGCUCAAACCUUGCGAAUGGUGAAGGAAGGAAGGUUUGUCUUCCAAGCCAGCCAGUGGGGUGGUGUCUCGAAAGGCUGCAAGCACUUCAUCAAGCGCUGUCUAGAUGUGGACUUUGCGAAGCGCCUCACGGUGAUCGAGGGAUUGGAGCAUCCUUGGCUGAAGAACAAGUUCCACGAGCGCGUCGCGCAUAUCCGUGACGAGACGGUGGAACGCUUGGUGAACUUCUCCCAAGACCACAAUCUUCGGAGGGCUGCCAUGCUGGCUGUGGCCUUCCACAUGGACGCAGAGGAUGUGAAAUUGCUCUUGGACCUUUUUCGAGGGCUUGACCUCAAUGGAGAUGGGCUCCUCACCACCGACGAGUUCACCUCGGGCGUGAGGUCCUUGGGCGUGGACUCCGAGCUGCUGCAGCAGAUGAUGCGCUGCUUGGAUGCUGAUCAUUCGGGUGUGAUCGACUACACCGAGUUUCUGGCCGCGACCUUGGAGGCGCCCAUGUUCAUCGAAAACCAUGCGGUGAUGCUUCGAGCCUUCCGAAGCUUCGACCAAGAUGACAGUGGUGGUCUCACCGCUGAGGAGGUGGCCGAGACCAUCGACAUGGAAGGACCUCAGCAGUUCAUGGAGAUGCAGCGCAUUUUUGAAGAGGUUGACACAAACCGCGACGGUGUGAUGGACUACGCAGAGUUUUAUGCCAUGCUGAAGGCUGAAAGCAAGGAGGUCGUAGCAUUCAAGGUGAACCGACCUGAAGAAGAGGACGGCAGUAUUGGAAGCUUCCCACAGGGCGAGGAGCCGAUGUCCCCAAAGGCUGUAAAGUUUACGGCUGAUGAAGACGAGAAAUCUGACUCUGAGAAUGAUCAGAGUGACACCGAAGGUUCAGAUGCUGAUGAUGUAGAUGCAGAAUCGAAGUCGGACAGCCAAAGUGCAGGCAGCAAAGAUGAGGAGAAAUCUUGAGGACUUGCAAAGCUGCUCAAGCUGGACACAGCCAACACUUCUUUCGAAGACAGGAAGACUCCUACACGAUCGAGGAGGAGGUCAACCCCGGUGGUUCGGCACACGUCUUCGGGGCUUUGCCACAAAGGCGCACUGUGCGAUCACGUUGACUGCAAAGAAGAGUACUCAGGCAGAUACAAGCAACAACUACACGGUCGAUGACAGCCAUGCUACCAGCUGGCCAAAUUUAGAUGGCGAUGCAGACGCAGAUUCAAAGCACAAGGCGCCCGACAUGUGGCUUUUGCAAGCUGCCUUGUUUCCGAUGAUCGUGAUUGGCGGGAAUUGAACACUGGCUUGAGAUUGACUUGUUUUGCAGCCAGACAUGGGCCGUCCAUAUCGGCUGCUUGUCAGGAGUGGG
This is a messenger RNA of Durusdinium trenchii, 2526 nucleotides long. The record is from the annotation of a GenBank genome assembly. Lineage: Eukaryota; Dinophyceae; Suessiales; Symbiodiniaceae.